AGUUGUAUGGCGCACCUCGUCAUGUUGUAGCUGCGUAGUACUUGCGCCCGGGCCAGCUGGAUGGGCUGCAGGCCGGGCGUUUUCUGCUUGCUGCCAACGUCAUGCCCUGGCCAGCGCGUGAGCAGAAUGGGCGGGCCGCCUUGGUUGCCCGCUGGCUUUCCAGGAGGGUGGGCGGUUGUGUUGGCGCUUCAGCAUGGCAAAAGCCGACCGGAGGCGCGAAGGAUGUUGCCGCAGUACACAGGCUCCCCUCGUCCUGCAUCAAGUGGGCGGCCUUGUCCCUGGACACGGACCCGUACGGGCAGAAGCGCUCAUUGGCCAGCUGCCGCGCAAAAGAAAGCGACGGCAUUCGCGAAUCGCGUCGCAAAUGCAAGGGCGCGCCGACCAAACCAAAAGCGCCCGCGCGCCGAAAGGCGCCGGCCGCUCAUUUUCUUGCCCGCCCAGGCUACCGGUCCCGGCCGCCUGCCGUGUUGAUUGCCUGGGACCGCGCAGCGCCCCAGGGCUUCCGGCAGCUUCCGCCGCUCCAUGCAUUGCCCCUUGUGCGCGCUCGCUUUCUUUCGCGCCACGUGUGCCAGGCAGCGCGCCGGCUCCGUGUUGCGGCCACUGCUGCAGCCGCGCUUCGUGUUGGCACCGUGCGACCAGCCCCGGGGGCCGAGCGCGCAAUAACUUUCGGGCCCCCUUUACAGGCGCGGACGCACCAUUCCUGCAGCCGCCCCUCGCUCUGUGCUUCGGGAGUACGUAGUCAAGGGGAAAGCUGUAAGCGAUGGGGCAGAAAGGUGAAGAUAUACAGCUAGUACUUUCGCAUAUUUG
Messenger RNA from Amoebophrya sp. A120, 807 nucleotides. Lineage: Eukaryota; Dinophyceae; Syndiniales; Amoebophryaceae. The record is from the annotation of a GenBank genome assembly.